Molecule: messenger RNA, 2424 nt
Organism: Paraphaeosphaeria sporulosa
Lineage: Eukaryota; Fungi; Ascomycota; Dothideomycetes; Pleosporales; Didymosphaeriaceae
Product: AAA-domain-containing protein
Exons: 2
Coding region: 191-2395 (734 amino acids)
Biological process (GO): ribosome biogenesis
Cellular component (GO): nucleus
Molecular function (GO): ATP binding; preribosome binding; RNA binding
Source: RefSeq, a predicted model, not a curated record
GGCCCUGCUCGGCCAGAAAUACAUCACCUUUACACUCAACUCCGUACUGUCCAUCGCUUCAUGCCACAGUGGAUGCUGCAUAAACUCAAGACACCUUUACCAUAGACGUCGCCCAAACACGUCCGGUCUUGAUCUAUACCCGCUGUGAGCCAAGAUUCUGCAGGCUCUUCCAAUAAGGCCCGCGCCUGCCAUGUCGCGCAACAGGCUCCAGAGUGGCCUUGAUCGGGACGUCUACCAAGUGGUCCGCCGCUAUGUUGAUUCCAGCAAUGAGUCCCCUCUCAAGAUCAGACCCAACGCUAUCUACGAACACAUCAAAAAUUCCAACUCAUCCCUAAGGAGACGUCCCAAGAAGCAACUGGAGGAUUCUAUUGACCGUGCUCUCUUGACCAUUCAAGAAGACGAGAGUGGUGAAGAUGAAAUGGACGAGAUUGAGGGUGAUUUUGGAGCUGGCGACGUAAAACCGAAAGAAGAGAGCAAGAGCAUAGAUUUCAUGAACAAGCAAAUCGUCAACGGCUGGGCCAAUUCUGGAACGGCCACUCCCAAGGAGAAUGAAGAAAAGACCAAAAAGAGAGAGGGCCAAAAGGGCGGAGACCGUGAAAGCAAGCGUUUGAAGAGAGUAUCGGCUGCGGAAGAAAAGAAGAUCGAUAUAGCGCCCCCGAAAGGCAUGAGUUUGAGCGACAUUGGAGGAGUCGAUAACGUGAAGACUCAGCUCAAGGAGCAUCUGGUCAUGCCUCUUCUGGGACCCGAAGCUUACAAUAGCCGGAAUAUCCCGAUACCUCGAGGCAUUCUUCUUCACGGACCUCCUGGAUGUGGUAAGACGGUCAUAAGCAGAGCUUUUGCCGCCACGCUUGGUGUGCCGUUUAUUGAGAUCCUCGGACCUUCUGUUGUCUCAGGAAUGUCAGGAGAGUCGGAGAAGCAGAUACGGGAGCACUUCGAGCGCGCAAAAGAAGUAGCUCCAUGUCUCAUCUUUAUCGACGAGAUCGACGUCAUCGCACCGAAACGUGACAGCGCGCAAAGUCAGAUGGAAAAGCGUAUCGUGGCCCAGCUUCUGAUAUCAAUGGAUAGUCUUGCCAUGGAAUCCAACGAUGGCAAGCCUGUCAUCGUACUGGCUGCAUCGAACCGACCUGACAGCCUUGACCCAGCCCUGCGACGAGGUGGACGAUUCGAUACUGAGAUUAACAUGGGUGUGCCGAAUGAGCCUACUAGGGAGCUUAUCUUGCGUGCAUUAACACGCCGGACUGUAUUGUCCGACGAUGUCAGUUUCUCUUCUCUCGCGAAGAGGACGGCAGGUUUUGUCGGUGCUGAUCUGAAGGAUCUUGUCAGCAAAGCCGGAACCUGGUCCAUGGAUCAAUACCGAGAAGCACUUGAGAAACAAGCCAUGGAGGCAGAGAGUGAGAUGGAUGUGGAUGGCAGUGCGAAUAAGCUAUCGACUACAGAUCUGUCCAUCAUACGUCUUAUUAAUCGUGUACGGGACAAGACCAUGACAGAACCGCCAGGAUUUGAGCAUACAUCGAUCUCAAUGAAAGCUUUCGACGCUGUAUUGCCAGCUAUCGUACCCUCUUCAAAGCGAGAAGGCUUUGCCACGGUUCCAGACACUACCUGGCGGGACGUGGGUGCCCUUGCAGGUGUUCGAGAUGAGCUUCAAAUGGCUAUCGUAGAACCUAUCCAAAACCCACAACGAUACAAAGCUGUGGGUAUCUCUGCGCCGACCGGCGUGCUCCUCUGGGGCCCGCCGGGCUGCGGUAAAACGCUACUUGCCAAGGCUGUGGCCGCGGAAUCUAAAGCCAAUUUCAUCAGCGUGAAGGGACCAGAGUUGCUGAACAAGUACGUGGGAGAGUCAGAGCGAGCACUCCGUCAAGUCUUCAUGCGUGCCCGUUCAUCGGUACCUUGCGUCAUUUUCUUCGACGAGCUCGAUGCUCUUGUCCCUAAGCGCUCAUCCGAACUCCAUGAAGCUUCUGCACGUGUCGUAAAUACCCUCCUGACCGAGCUCGAUGGCCUCAGCACCCGUGAAGGCAUUUAUCUGAUUGCCGCCACCAACCGUCCCGAAAUGAUUGACGAGGCUAUGCUGCGCCCUGGCCGUCUGGAAACCUUGCUCUACGUGGAGCUACCCAAGCCCGAGGAACGGGUGGACAUUCUGAAGGCGUUGAUCGCCCAGCGCGGAGGUGUCAUCAACCCUGACCUAGCCGAAGUCGCAAGACGAGAGGAAUGCAAUGAUUUCAGCGGGGCUGAUCUCGAGAGUCUGCUCAGAAAGGCUGGACAAGCCGCGCUGCGGAGAGGCGCGAGUGCAGUCGAACAGCAAGACGUCGUGGCUGCGGCACAAAAUAUCAAGCCCAGUGUUGGCAGCCUGGAGAGAUACGAGCAGCUCCGGAAGCGCUUCGAGACUAAGUUGUGGUGAGGCGCUCACAAUGCAGCGAGUCACCCUAG